Molecule: messenger RNA, 2699 nt
Organism: Trichomycterus rosablanca
Lineage: Eukaryota; Metazoa; Chordata; Actinopteri; Siluriformes; Trichomycteridae
Product: golgin subfamily A member 6-like protein 22
Exons: 7
Coding region: 116-1822 (568 amino acids)
Source: RefSeq, a predicted model, not a curated record
UCAGUAUCAGAGAGCAGAGAGCAGAAUACUGAGCUGCAGCACACAGAUCACUUCACACAGCAAUUAUCAGCUAAAUUGUUUAGUUUACAAAGACUAAAACAAAGAAAAGGCAAGCAUGAAAAAAGACAAGUGGAAUGACAAGUGUCAGGGUGAGGAUGAGCUCCAGACAGAGAAAGAGCUAAAGAGAAAGAAAAAAGAUGAGAGACAGAGGAAGCUGGAGGAGAAGGAAAAGCAGAAGGAGAGAAAAAGAGAGGAGGAGGGGGAGAAAACUCAGGGAGGAAGACUGACCUGGUGGAUUCGAUGGAGAUCGAGCCGGGUUAAGAGGCAGAAACUGGAGAAACUCAAACAGCUGGAAGAAAAAGAGGAAAUUCAACAAAAUAAAGACAGAGAAGAAGAGAUGGAGGAGAAAAUAAGAGAGUUGAAAGAGGAGAAAGUGAGAGAGAUGAAGAAGCAGAUAAGGAAAGAAAUGGAGAAGAGAAAGGAAAUGAGAAAAAUGGAGGAGGAGAGAGCGAGAGAGAUGGAGAAGGAGGAGAAAAUAAGAAAAUUAAAGGAGGAGAAAGUGAGCGAGAUGAAGAAGAAGAUAAGGGAAGAAAUGGAGGAGAGGAAGAAAGUGAGAGAGCUGGAAAAGAAGAAAGAGAGAGAGAUGGAAGAAGAGCAACUGAGAAAGAUGGAGAGGUGGCUAAUUAGGGAUGUUGAGAAGAAACAAAUUAGAGAGAUGGAGGAGGAGGACCUGAGAAAGAUGGAGAGGAAAAACAGCGAGUUAAAGGAUGAAAAAGUGAGAGAGAUACUGAAGAACAUAGGGGAAGAAUUGGAAAAAGUGAUAGAAAUUGAGAAGAAGAUAAUGAGAGAGAUAGAGAAGAUAGAGCUAGAAAAGAAGAGAGAGAUGGAGAAGGAGAAAGAAAGACAGAGUAAAAUGGUUAUGACCAAGCAGAGGACAUCCGAAGACUCACAAAACCAAGUCGGUCAGUGCUCGGGCUCCCCGCCUGCCCUCAGCACAACCCUACAUCCAGAGAAAAGGGUAAAAGAUGACACUAAAACUGAAAAUCACAAGAAAGAACAGCCCGCAAAGAAGAGGACCGAAAUCAGCUGUGAUAAAUCUAGCAGUGGAAAAGAAGACGGGCCCAAAUCCAAGAGCAUUACGAGACGCAUAGUGGACUGGAUCACUAAUAAAAUAAGGAGGCACUACGACAAAAAGAUUAACAAGAGUAUGAAGAGAGAGAUUAUAUUUGAACACGCCUGCAUUACCUUGUAUAGUGACGAUCUGCGGGGAUAUGAAAUAAUACAAGCGGCCGACUAUGAAAAAAAGAAGCAGGAGCGGCUUAAGAAGAAAGGAGAAAAAUGGCAGGGGCUGAAAAACGAGUUUAGUACUUGGGAGCAGGAAUGUGAAGAAAAAAGAGCAAAGAAAAAAAAUAAGAAGAAGGACAAAACGGAGAAAAAGAACAAGACUCAGAGGAAGAAGGAGCAGAAGGAAGAAAAGGACCAAGAAAUUCUGCAACCAGAUUCUGAUUUCUCACCAAGGGAACCUGUGAUCAUCACUGAACAGCCACUAAUACCGAGCCCAGAACCCAAAGAGGAAGAGUCACACCAGGGCUCAGGCUCCUCAGCUGUGGAACAACAGUCAGAUCUUUCAGAAACUAAAGUCAGGCUUAUCAUGGUUGUGCCAAAAAAUCUGAGACCAAAAUCCCCAGUUGAUGAGUCUUGUCAGUGCACGCGCUCCUUGUCAGUGGAACCACAACCUGAUUCAUCAAACUGUAAAGUCAGAUUCAUCAUGGUACGGCCGAUCAGUUCAAUCCCAGAACCAACGGAUGAUGAGGCCCAUUAGUACUCUUGUUCCAUGUUUCCCUAGCACACCUUUGUUCCUCAUAACUGCUGCAAUUACGGCCACUGCAGGUUGUGUGAUGGCACCUACACUAUGAGAUGUGGAAUAAUGGCGAUCAGUGUGCAACUCUCCGUAUGCUACACUGAUCUCCAUAUGAACACGCCUUGUUCAGGUGAAAAGAAGCGGUUGGCUACUGCACACGUGUGGGUUAGUCACAGCUCUCCUCAGUCAGAAGUGGAAGUCUGCAGCAGUACAGGUGAAAAUCCAAAUCGGGUAAAAACAACCGGGGAAAAUGCAUUAAAAACAUCCGAACUGGCACUUCAUAACAUAAAAAUAUAGUAAUUAAGGAGAACAGUAACCAGAGCAGCUCUGAUGGUGCCACGCUAAUAAAUAGGAUGAGCCUAAAGACAGGAGCACGAUGGGCCGCAUCGUGGAUGGGGGUGGGAGGUCAAUAGAAAAAUGAAAGAGUAAGACCAAAGUAAGAUGGAAAGAAGCCUAAAGAGAGAAGAGGACUCAGGACACAAGUUCUUCUACAUCAGAUCUGCUGACAAGAGGGCAAAUUGGCACAAGUGGCUGAUUAUGACAGGGCAAAUGGGAGGAAGAAGAAUCAGAGGAAAGAAGAGGAGGAGAAGGAGUGAGAGACCCAGCAGCCUGAUUCAGUUUGAAGCAGGUGAAUUGAGAUCAGCUCUAGAAGAAAGAGAAAGGCAUCAAGCAUUGCAGACUAGCAGAAGAAAGCAGAAGGACAGAGUGCAGAGGAAACAAAGAUGAAAGAUGCAGUGGACUACAAUCUCCAGCUGCAUUAAGAUCAAUAAACUGCUAAAUGAAAUCCACUGUAUAUUUUUAAAAGCUUUUAACUAAUAAAUGUCAGUCAGAAGAGGAA